CCGCAACAGAAUGGAACACGGCUGGCAUCGAGAUCUCAACGGCCUUCCAUAUAUACGCGGACGCCCCACCACCCCGUGGAACCGCAAACAGUCGUACGUAGCCCGAGACGAUCGAUCGAGAAGCCAUGGCGACGGACGACGCCGCAGCCGCGGCAGCAGCAGCGGCCGCCGCAGCCCAUGACGCCGACGCGGUGGAGACGGGCAACCUCCUCCGGCGCCGCAACGUCGGGAGCAAUGACGACGGGGAGGCGGCGGAGGAGGAGGCCUCCGUGGAGCGGGCCUUCUUGGACAAGCCGGUGCCGACGUGGCGGGAGCAGCUGACAGUGCGCGCCUUCGUGGUGGGCUUCCUCGUCGCCGUCAUGUUCAGCAUCAUCGUGAUGAAGCUCGGCCUCACCACCGGCAUCAUCCCGUCGCUCAACGUCUCCGCCAGCCUCCUCGGCUUCUUCCUCGUCCGCCUCUGGACGUCGGCCAUCGAGAGGAUGGGCUUCCUCAAGCAGCCCUUCACGCGCCAGGAGAACACCGUCAUCCAGACCUGCGUCGUCUCCGCCUACGGCAUCGCCUUCAGCGGUGGGUUUGGCAGUUACCUGUUUGCUCUGAGCGACACCAUAGCUAAGCAAGCAACAGAGGCUAACGAUGCUCUGAACAUCAAGAAUCCCCAUCUCGGAUGGAUAAUAGGAUUUCUGUUCCUUGUCAGCUUUGUCGGGCUUUUCGCUCUAGUGCCCAUGAGAAAGACUAUGAUUGUGGACUACAAGCUGACGUAUCCGAGUGGCACUGCAACUGCUUACCUUAUCAAUGGAUUCCACACACCCCAGGGUGCCGAGCUUGCAAAGAAGCAAGUUCGUACAUUGGGCAAGUACUUCUCGAUGAGCUUCGUUUGGGCCUUCUUCCAAUGGUUCUACACUGCUGGGAAUGACUGUGGAUUCAGUUCCUUCCCAUCACUUGGCCUUGAAGCUUACAAGAACAGGUUCUAUUUUGAUUUCUCGGCUACUUACGUUGGUGUGGGAAUGAUCUGCCCCUACAUUGUCAAUGUAUCUCUUCUGAUUGGAGGCGUCUUGUCGUGGGGCAUAAUGUGGCCACUCAUAAGCAGCAAGAAAGGAAGUUGGUAUCCUGACUCUCUUCCAGAGAGCAGUCUACAUGGACUGCAGGCUUACAGGGUGUUCAUAACCAUAGCAGUAAUCCUUGGGGACGGCCUGUAUAACUUCCUGAAGGUAUUUGGCAAAACAGUGAAGGCUUUCUACGGGAUGUAUAAGGAGAAGAAAUCGAAAUCACUUCCUGUCUCUAACAACGGAACUCCUGUCGCCGCCGUGGAAGCUGAGUCUUUUGAUGACAAACGCCGCACUGAACUGUUCCUGAAGGAUCAAAUUCCCAAGAGAGUUGCAAUUGGGGGUUAUGUCAUUAUUGCAGCAAUAACGACUGGUUGCCUUCCGCUCAUCAUCCCACAGCUCAAGUGGUACCACAUUUUGGUUGCAUAUGUCUUUGCGCCUAUCCUGGCUUUCUGCAAUGCCUAUGGAUGUGGCCUGACCGACUGGUCCCUGGCCAGCACCUAUGGUAAGCUUGGAAUCUUUGUGUUCGGUGCUUGGGCAGGCGCUUCGCACGGUGGCGUGCUCGUCGGGCUCGCCGCCUGCGGUGUCAUGAUGAACAUUGUGGGAACAGCUGCUGACCUGAUGCAAGACUUCAAAACCGGGUACUUGACUUUAGCCUCACCAAGGUCCAUGUUCAUCAGCCAGGUGGCAGGCACUGCCAUGGGCUGUGUUAUCGCCCCCUGCGUCUUCUGGCUCUUCUACAAGUCCUUCGACAUUGGUGUCAGCGAUAGCGCUUACCCAGCACCUUAUGCCAUCAUGUACCGCAACAUGGCGAUCCUGGGUGUCGAUGGCUUGUCGGUUCUCCCGAAGAACUGCCUCAUGCUAUGCUACAUUUUCUUUGCGGCUGCAUUCGCCAUCAAUCUCCUGAAAGACUGUGUGCCCGCGAAGGUGGCGAAGUUUGUCCCGAUCCCCAUGGCGGUCGCGAUCCCGUUCUACCUUGGACCAUACUUCGCCAUGGACAUGUGCAUCGGCAGUGUGAUACUCUUUUGCUGGGAAUGGAUGAACAAGGCUGAGGCGCAGGCGUUCGCACCGGCAGUUGCAUCUGGCUUGAUGUGCGGCGACGGGAUUUGGGCCCUGCCACAGGCCUUUCUUUCUCUUGCCAACGUGAACCCUCCAAUCUGCAUGAAGUUCUUGUCAAGGGCCACCAAUGCCAAAGUGGAUGCAUUCCUAGGGAACUAGUCAUAGCUGUUGAAAUAGCGUCAGAUUGUUUUGUUAUGAAGUCGAGUAGUGAUGGCUUGUCUAAAUAGUGUUAGAUACUUUCUUUUGAUAUUUAUUAUAGAUAUAGAUUAUAAGCAUAAUCGGUGUGUAAAGAUAGCUGCUGCUAUGUAAAGUAAUUUCUUAGUUUGCUUCUAGAAGUAUCUCCUGCUGUAAACAAUUCACUGCUUUAUAAUACUGCAAAUUGUCCUAUUGGC
Triticum aestivum (bread wheat) is the source of this 2494-nucleotide messenger RNA. Its product is annotated as probable metal-nicotianamine transporter YSL11. The coding region runs from base 126 to 2261 and encodes 711 amino acids. The transcript is spliced from 6 exons. Gene Ontology annotation, molecular function: oligopeptide transmembrane transporter activity. Gene Ontology annotation, cellular component: membrane. The record is from RefSeq and is a predicted model, not a curated record. NCBI's taxonomy places the organism in Eukaryota, Viridiplantae, Streptophyta, Magnoliopsida, Poales, Poaceae.